CGGCCAUACCCAGCAGCCCGCUCUCCGUCCCCACGUCUGCCACACGCAUACACACACACACUCCCACCGCCGUCCCCCUCGCCCCCCAGCUCCUUCGCCAUGCCUCCAGGCGCCGUCGUCGACGCGUUCAAGAAUCUCAUCAGACAUGGCAAGGGCCAUAAUCACAAGGACACAGAGCUGUCCCCCCCUCCUCCUCCGACCACCACCGCCGCAAACCCUCCUCCCGAUAAGUCUUCCCACCACCGCGCUCAGCACCAGGCACAGCCCCGCCAUGAGCACCGGCACCAGCAGCAGCAGCAGCAGCAGCAGCCGGAGCCUGCAGCCGCUCCACAACCGCCCUCGUCCCAAUCACAGGCAAAGUCCCAGCAAUACGCCCGCGAGGUCGAACAGAUCGUCCAGGAAGAGCGCGAGGCGAAGGACAAGAUCCCGCAAUACAAGGGCCUCGAGCGCUUCCAGCUCGUCGUCAAGAUGGGAGACGGCGCGUUUUCGAACGUGUACAAGGCCCUCGACCUCGCUUCGGGCAAGAAAGUCGCAGUCAAGGUCGUCCGCAAGUAUGAGCUCACCACGACCCAGCGCGCAAAUAUCCUCAAAGAGGUCCAGAUCAUGCGGACGACGAGCCACCCCUCGGUCGUCAAGCUCCUGUCGUUCUCAGAGUCGCAAGAACAUUAUUUCUUGGUCCUGGAAUUGCUGGAGGGCGGCGAACUGUUCCAUCAGAUCGUCAAGCUCACGUACUUUAGCGAGAACCUCGCGAGACAUGUCAUCCUCCAGGUCGCGCACGGGAUCAGAUAUCUGCACGAAGAGCGCGGUGUCGUUCAUCGGGACAUCAAACCCGAAAACUUGCUCUUCGAGCGCAUACCCAUCAUUCCCUCCAAGCACCCCGUGCAACGGCAGUACGACGAGGACAAAGAGGACGAAGGCGAAUUCAUACCCGGCGUCGGAGGUGGCGGUAUCGGGCGCGUCAAGAUCGCCGAUUUCGGUCUGUCCAAAGUCGUAUGGAACGAAGAGACCAUGACGCCCUGCGGAACGGUCGGUUACACCGCGCCUGAGAUCGUCAAGGACGAGCGGUACUCGAAGAGCGUCGACAUGUGGGCGAUGGGAUGCGUGUUGUACACGCUUCUGUGCGGCUUCCCGCCGUUCUACGACGAGAGCAUCAACGUCCUCACGGAAAAGGUCGCUCGAGGGUACUACACGUUUUUGAGCCCUUGGUGGGAUGAUAUCAGCUCGUCGGCCAAAGACCUCAUCACGCAUCUGCUCUGCAUCGAUCCCGCUCAACGAUACACCAUCGACGAGUUCCUCGCUCAUCCCUGGUGCAAUGCUGCUCCGGCCCCUCCUCCCCCGCCCACGCCCAGGAUUGUGGAAAUGCCCAUAGACUCCCCGUUGUUGUACUCUGCCCGCGGCGGGCGCGACGGUCGCUCUCCGGGUCUCGCGACGCUGAAGGAAGCGUUCGAUAUCACGUAUGCCGUGCAUCGGAUGGAGGAAGAGGGCGCGCGGCGGCGCGCAUACAAGGGCCGCGGCGGUGCCGGCAUGGCGGGGCUCCUCGGCGGACUGAACGAGGACGACGAGGACGAGGACGAUGACCACGUGGAGGGCACGGCGGUCGAGCGGUCGAAGGAGAUCUAUGACGGGCGCGCGGGUCAGCGGGACGCGCCGAGGCGGUCGAAUCGCGCUGGGUUUGAGCUCAAGCUCGACGGCGCGACUUUGCUCGGGCGCAGGCACAAGCGUGGGGUGGACGGCGAGAGCUCGCUCGCGCGGCAUGCCGCCGUCCUAGACCCGAACACGAUCGAUGCGCCGCAGAGCCCGAUGCACUUGUGAUGCCCGCCGUCGAUCGCUGCUGAACCCCACCUCACCCGCACGUCCGUUCCAGUUUCUCCUCCGCUCCUUCCUCCCAACGCGGGGUUUCUUUUUUACGCGCACGACGUGAUGCGCGCCCCGCUCCGCUUUCUCCGUUCGAACACACGCCUAGCACACAUAAUGCCGCUGUAUCAAUGCCGCCCGCUGCCCCCCCGUCUUGUCUUGUCUUUGCGCCCCGCCUGUACCAACGACCCGCGACCGAUCUCGUAUUUUACAUUCAACGACGUCGUCCUGCGCAUCCAUCCAUACAUCCAUACGUUCAUCCAUACGUCCAUACAUAUACACAAACCUGUUCCAUCUGAUUGAUGUGUUUGUUCUUUGAUCAUUAUUCCCCCGCCUCCCCCUCCCAUGUGCACAUUGUUCAAUCCAUUACAUGCGUGUAUUUUUUUUUCCCUGUCUGCGUCUUUCACUUUGACGUUGCAGAUGCU
Messenger RNA from Heterobasidion irregulare TC 32-1, 2279 nucleotides. RefSeq lists its product as uncharacterized. The coding region runs from base 100 to 1812 and encodes 570 amino acids. Gene Ontology annotation, biological process: protein phosphorylation. NCBI's taxonomy places the organism in Eukaryota, Fungi, Basidiomycota, Agaricomycetes, Russulales, Bondarzewiaceae. Gene Ontology annotation, molecular function: ATP binding; protein kinase activity. The record is from RefSeq and is a predicted model, not a curated record. The transcript has 9 exons.